Messenger RNA from Sphaeramia orbicularis (orbiculate cardinalfish), 2597 nucleotides. RefSeq lists its product as uncharacterized. Gene Ontology annotation, molecular function: protein binding. Lineage: Eukaryota; Metazoa; Chordata; Actinopteri; Kurtiformes; Apogonidae. The record is from RefSeq and is a predicted model, not a curated record. The coding region runs from base 874 to 2181 and encodes 435 amino acids. The transcript is spliced from 17 exons.
AAACACCAAAAUUUACCUCUUGUGGGACUAAUAAAGGAUAAUCUUUUCUUCUCAUCUUACUUGUGAAAAAAAAUAAAAACACCCAUUAUCAUGGGAUAUUAUUUCCUUAUUUCCUAAGAUAUAAAAACCUAACAGUCAUUACAGUAUUUAUUGAAAAUUAUGAAGGUUGAUUUACAUUCAUGACCAUCAAACACUGACUAUAAUUGUUGUUUUAAGCCUCCUAUGACAAAAUUUAACUGUGUCAUCGCAUCCAUUUUGGUUAUUUCAUGAAAAAUCAUAUUUUGGGUUAAAAAAAUGUAUAUUUAGUGUAUUUUUAUGUGUAACAACAGGCAAAAUUUGACCUUAACAGGAUGUAACAGUUAAAGAAUAUGACAUUGGUUUAUAGAAGGCCUAUAUGCUUUAUCGCCCUACCGUUUACAACAAAGUGACAGGCAACUUUCUUUCUGUUAAGUCAAUAAACGUGGCACCUGACUGGCUGAGUUAAGUUUAGCACAGAGAACAUGAGGUGCAAGAAAACAAGAGGACAUGCUGUGCCACUGAGCUUCUAAACCCAUUAAGUGGAUACAGUUUGGUUGGAUUUAAAGCACAUUUCAGUGCAAACAGAUGUGUCUAAAGACUGCUGGACCUGCCUGUUAACCUGGAAUAUAAUUUUACGCAUUGGCUGAAGGAUGUAGAGGUUUUAUUUAUGAAAGAGGAGCUGUGUGAGUUGGACAUGGGCUGCCAGAUUAAGAAGAAAUCCAGGAUUACCACCGCUGCCAUUGCUGCACAAGCUCAGGAGCCUUCACGGAAGUGUGUUUACGGUGAGUGUCUGUGGGUAAAUGACAGGAGGCGUGGUGCGCGUCUUAUCGCAACCGUGGACUGUAUGAGCUCAACAUGGCACCCAAAGACCCUCUCCUCGGCACCCUCAAAGUGUGCGUCCUGAACCUGCAGUCAGAUGGACAGACGAUCACGAACACGAACCCACACCUCGCCUCCUGCUGUGAGCUCCUGGAACUGGUCCUCAGGAAGGGGCUCCAACAGCCAGUUCUCAGUCUGGUCCAACGAGACUACUGGCAGUGUUUUGAGCAGCUUCCCCUUCAGGAUGCAUGUGGGAGGCUGUCGGCUGUGUCUUUGGCCGUGGAACAGACCAAAGUUUGCAGGAAGCUGCUCUCGGCUCAGGGCAGAGGUCGCUACCUGCUGAGGUUGGCGCUCAGUCGCAAGACCCUGCCUCAGUUCAUCACACACCUGCUGCACACACCUCGAGUCCUGGAGUGGUACAGUCCAGCUGUUUCCAUUCUCAGGAAUGAGGAAUUUGUUGAGCCGUUCAUGUCUCUGCUGCUGGUCCUUUCUCACAUGGAGUUUAACCUGGACAUGGAGAAUUGCAGCUUUCUGGACGAGAGCUGGCUCCUGCCGGUGUCUGACAUAUAUGAGGUAGUUCCCUGUCGAGAAGUGGGGAUGGUGUUGAGGUAUCUCCAUGGACGUGUCUUUGUCCUCGAACUGACAUCUGGUGGUCAAGCUCAGGUCGACAAAUUCAUCUGUCCUGGUGAUAUUAUUGAUGAGAUCAACGGAACGUCACUGAGGAACUCAAAGAACGGACAGGCAGGUGUGGUACUAUCUCGGCUGAAGGGAUGCCCUCUGUCUAUUCGUGUUCUCCGAUGGCGAUCCUCAGAUGGAACAGUAUAUCGACCCCUUAUCAAACUCCUGCGGGCUCUGAGGACCGAGAACCCGACGCUGCAGCUCGGCCCCGCCUCCAACCAGCAGUCGACGGCCAAGGACCAGAGACCCUCACCAUCACAGUGCCUCAAAGAGGGAAGGAUUGUACACAUUGUGCAGUACUUGGGGAAAACAAACAUUGGAAUGUUUGGAGGCAAGGAGGUGUUACAGCAUGCGAUUCCACAGGUUUUGCAUAAAAACCUGCCCAGCAAGGAAGUCCUUUUAGACAUGAAGGAAACACAUUUGACAUGUACUGACAGAAACAGUAAAUUGGAGCUGUUUGAGCAUCACUAUCCGGAGAUUUCCUGUGUAGGGAGGUACAGCCAACCAGACUACACUAUAUUUGCCUUCUGUGUUGCAGACUCCCCAGAAACCCCUCAGUCAUCAGGUUUCUGCUGCGUGGUGCUCAGAGCCAGCACCAUGAAAGAAUGUGAAGAAAUCGUCUGUCGAAUCGCUACUGGUUUCAAGCAUACGGAGUGGUUUGUAUGAGAAACCACAACAUUGUUGACCAUUUUAUGUGUUGUAAAUAAAUGAUAACGUGUAAAAUCUGCAGUGUGUCUGGAGUUUUACAGCUAAAAAGAGUCAAUGACCACACAGGACUUUCUACUCAUAAAGACCUUUAAUAGAAAGACAUGUGACAACAUUUUCAUAAAUAGUAUUAAAUGUAGCUGCCAAGAUUUUUAUGUUGGAAAACAUGUAAAAAGCAGUCCAGAAAAAUACAGAGGGGUCUGUCAUGCUCUUUGUCACUGAAUGUAGAGUACCGCUGUAUCAGGCAAUACCCUGACACCGCAAUGAGACCUGCUGAGCAAAACAUGCUGGCAUUUUGUGUAAAUGGUAUGACUGAACAAACCAUGGACCCCAUGGAAGAUGUAUGAAUAAUGCAUUCUCACUUCAAAGACAGCUAU